UCUUCCCCAUUUCCAAUCGCCACCCAUGAAUGUCAGGUAAGGACCAUCGUUCCUCCAAUUUCUGAGGAACAGUCAUCGUUCAUCCAUGGCCAAUCUCCCUCGCUUCUCCUCCUCCUUCCUCAUCCUCCUGCUCUUCAUCGCUCCAUCUCUCUCCACCCCACAAGAGCGAUCACCCCGCAACCCCCAGCAGACCUUCAUCGUCCACGCCUCAUCCUCCCACAAGCCCUCCCUCUUCGCCACCCACCGCCACUGGUACUCCUCCCUCCUCCGUUCCCUCCCCCCCUCGAACCCUCCUUCCCGGAUCCUCUACACUUACCGGGCCGCUGCCGGCGGCUUCUCCGCCCGCCUCACCGCCCCCCAGGCCGAGGCCCUCCGCCGCGCCCCCGGGGUCCUCUCGGUCGUCCCGGACCGCAUCCGCCACCUUCACACCACCCGGACCCCUCACUUCCUCGGCCUCACCGAGAGCGCUGGCCUCUGGCCGAAUUCCGAUUAUGCGGACGACAUCAUAAUCGGGGUUCUUGAUACCGGGAUCUGGCCCGAGCGGCGGAGCUUCUCCGAUUCGGAGCUCGGCCCGGUCCCCGGCUCGUGGAGAGGCGCGUGUGAGGUCGGGCGGGACUUCCCUGCCUCAGCCUGCAAUCGGAAGAUCAUCGGCGCGAGGGCCUUUUACAAAGGGUAUGAGGCCUAUUUGCAGAGGCCGAUUGAUGAGUCGAGAGAGUCGAAAUCGCCAAGGGACACGGAGGGUCACGGCACGCACACUGCGUCGACGGCCGCCGGAUCGGUCGUUUCGAACGCGAGCUUUUACGAGUAUGCGGCGGGCGAAGCUAGAGGUAUGGCCACUAAAGCAAGAAUUGCGGCUUAUAAGAUAUGUUGGAGCUUGGGUUGUUUCGAUUCGGAUAUUCUAGCAGCCAUGGAUCAGGCUGUUUCGGAUGGUGUGCACAUAAUUUCUUUAUCCGUGGGCGCUACCGGGUACGCGCCGCAGUACGAUCACGACUCAAUUGCGAUCGGUGCAUUUGGGGCUGUGAAACAUGGGAUUCUUGUGUCUUGCUCUGCUGGGAAUUCCGGUCCCGGCCCCUCCACAGCUGUGAACGUUGCUCCUUGGAUUUUGACAGUGGGUGCCUCCACAAUUGACAGGGAGUUUCCCGCUGAUGUGGUUCUUGGUGAUGGGAGGAUCUUCAAGGGCGUGUCGCUUUACUCUGGUGAGCUGCUCGGUGACACUAAACUUCCUUUGGUCUAUGCCGAUGACUGCGGAAGUCGGUAUUGCUAUGAUGGCGGGCUCGAUUCCACCAAAGUUGCAGGAAAGAUUGUCAUUUGUGAUAGAGGAGGAAAUGCGAGAGUCGCCAAGGGAAGUGCAGUGAAGCUCGCGGGCGGCGUGGGAAUGAUCCUUGCCAAUACUGAAGAGAGUGGCGAAGAAUUGAUUGCCGAUUCGCACCUCGUACUUGCCACUAUGGUGGGCGAGACUGCCGGAGAUAAGAUCCGAGAAUAUGCCAGGUUAGACCCAUUCCCAACAGCAGCUAUCGAAUUCCAUGGCACCGUGAUCGGUCCCUCGCCGCCUGCUCCAAAAGUCGCUUCUUUCUCUAGCCGUGGCCCGAACCACCUCACUGCCGAGAUCCUUAAACCGGAUGUUAUAGCUCCAGGCGUUAAUAUUUUGGCGGCUUGGACAGGAUUCAAUGGCCCCACGGAUCUUGACAUCGACCAGAGAAGGGUCGAGUUCAACAUUAUCUCAGGCACCUCGAUGUCAUGCCCCCAUGCCAGUGGAUUAACUGCUCUGCUUCGGAAGGCUUAUGCCGAUUGGUCUCCGGCCGCGAUAAAAUCUGCACUGAUGACAACUGCUUAUAACUUGGAUAAUGCAGGGAGGAACAUCAAGGAUCUUGCUAGCGGCGACGAAUCCAGCCCUUUUGUUCACGGAGCAGGACAUGUGGAUCCGAACAGGGCACUUAAUCCUGGAUUGGUUUACGACAUCGACGUUGAUGACUACGUGGGGUUUCUCUGUGCUAUCGGUUACGAACCACGAAGAAUCGCAGUUUUCCUUAGAGAGCCUACGAGUUCUAACGUGUGUGUGCAUAGAAUGGCUUCUCCUGGAGAAUUGAAUUAUCCAUCCUUCUCGGUCGUCCUGAAAUCCGGCGGCGAUGUUGUGAAGCAUAGGAGGGUGGUAAAAAAUGUCGGGAGUUCUGCUGAUGCAGUUUAUGAGGUGAAAGUGAAUGCUCCCGAAAAUGUCGAAGUUGGCAUUUCACCGAGCAAGCUCGCAUUUUCUUCAGAAAACCAGAUACUUUCCUACGAGAUUACAUUCUCCAGCAUCGCAUCGGGGCUGUCUACUCCAAGAUUUGGAUCGAUCGAGUGGACGGAUGGGACUCACCGGGUGAGGAGUCCGAUCGCUGUCAAGUGGCGUCAGGAGCUUGUGGAAUCUAUAUAAUUCGCAAUGACACUACUGUCACUGUACUACAAACUCAAAAAUUGGAUUGAGGGCGCCGUCAGCGAAGCUGUUUCAGAAAUUCCUCGGCGAUUCUCAAAGGGUAAUGUUAUGUUUAACGACUGAAAUCCUGAUAGCCUCUUCUAAAGACUCGGAAGUCUCUAGGCUUGGAUUCGUAGUCCCCUUCAUUUGUUUCUGCUUUGUUUGUUUACAUUAGACUGGUUUGAAAUGACAUGCCCGCAGCAGAAAACGUCACUUUGUGUGCUGAAAUCAACGCUCUGUGAUGUUCGUCCUUCU
Messenger RNA from Rhodamnia argentea, 2704 nucleotides. Its product is annotated as subtilisin-like protease SBT1.4. The transcript has a single exon. NCBI's taxonomy places the organism in Eukaryota, Viridiplantae, Streptophyta, Magnoliopsida, Myrtales, Myrtaceae. Gene Ontology annotation, molecular function: serine-type endopeptidase activity. The record is from RefSeq and is a predicted model, not a curated record. Gene Ontology annotation, biological process: proteolysis. The coding region runs from base 86 to 2410 and encodes 774 amino acids.